AUGUCGCAACCCAACGGCAGGGAGAGGCGUGGCCCCUUCUCGGACGGGGCGCCGCCGCGGGAGGAGAUGGCAGGCAGUUUGCAGUAUCGCUCCUCGUCACACGCGUCCUCCAGUGUCUCUGCGCACGUCUCACGCGCCGAGAUGACGCAACAUACGGCUAGCGGAAGUGGCCCACAACGGGAUACGUGGCUCAACAACCGCGAGGCCGAAUUGGCAUCGACGGAGCUUAGAUCGACGAGCAGACACCGGCACGAACACCGCCGGCGGCAUCGACGAAGCCACCACCCUUCCGGUGAGAGUGGCGAUGCCGCUGUACCUAGCACUGAAGGUGACGUAGAGAGGAGACGACGUAAGCGUCACAAAAGUGGCCACAGUAUGAGUAGUGUUCGCUCCAGUGAGGCGCCGAAGGGACCGACGUUGGCACCGGCGGUGAGCGCGGUAGACGUUGAAAGGCGGGGUUCAAUAGUAAAUGGUGCCAACCUCUCUUCUAGCUCUAAUUGGCAGAGGCAGAAGGCUGAAGAUGCGAUGGAGCCUCAAAAUGAGCGGGAGCCGGGUGAAGAUGAAAGGGGAAAAAAGAGUAAAGACACAAUUUGUGGUGGGACGUUUCCCAGGUUGUCAGUUGUUGAUGGCCCAGAGUCGAAUAUAACAACCAUCUUCACAUCAAAUCAGCGACGUCCUCCAUCUAGGCACGUGGUUCAGCACGGGUGUCUGGUAGAGCACAAUUUUGUUGGUAGCGACGGCCGGAGUCAGUUGCCAGUUCCCGUCCAUGUCAAUGGCAUCCAGACGGAGGAGAUGGUAGCGUUGCCCACGCAUAGAGUAUUACGCGAUGGUGUAACAUCUUACAGGGAGAGAUCACAGAAGGGAGAUGGAAUCAAGAAACAGGAAGUAACUGUGAGUGUUAAACAAGAUUUCUCUGUGGUGAACAAUGCUGCUGCAUCAUCUGAGUGUGUGUUCUCGCCCCGAGACGAAACCAAUGAAAGUAUUGACCUAGGCCCAUCUGUGUUAGUUUCUAGGCAGAAACAACACUGGUACCCACGGGAGAUGUUUAACACGGAGCAUGGUGGCUGCCCUGUAUUAAUAGUAGAGAGAGAAGAGUACAUGGGCACUGCAGCAGAGUGUAUUCCCACAUCUUCAGAGGUUGCCCCACAUGAGACGUGUGAGUCUUCACAUGGUGACCACUUUCUCACGGAUGAAGCAUUGAGAAGCGUGCACGCUUCCGAGUUAGACAGUGGUGUGCUGUCGUCUAUGCAGGGAUACUCCAAACCACCAUGUGUAUCUUGUUGUGUGGAUCGUUCAUCCCCUGACAGCUGGCAGCUUGCUCGUUCACGACAGCACGCGUUUCAGUGGCCUCUUCAUUGUUUACAGAUAAUAGCUAUAACUUUGACAACGCUUAGUAACAUCCUUUUUUGGAUUUCGAUCGUACCAGCCUAUGCUCUACUGCAUCACCGCGGUGGAUACACGAGUUGUUUGCCCGAGAUGCUGGUACUUGUGACUCUUACAGGUUUGGCGAUUCUGUCAACAUGCAUUUUGUGGGGUAUCUUAUCGUUUCGCGAAAACGGGGACACCUCAAAUGAGGGAGAGCCGUGUUGCUAUUGUAGACGGCUUACACGUUUGAAUUCCAGACACUGUAAGGCGUGCAACAAGUGCAUCAGUGGAUUCGACCAUCAUUGCAAAUGGCUGAAUGUGUGCAUUGGAGAUAGAAACUACCGUUUCUUUAUUAGCUUCAUCAUUUCCGCGCUUUUCAGUAUGGUGCUGGCACUUAUCACCGGCACUGUUCUUUUAGCCAAAUGGUGGACGCAGCUGUCGGCGUACUCGUGGUUCUUUCGCGUUGCCCCCAUUGUAUUUUGCAUACUCAUGCUGGCAGCGGCGUCACCUCUCGUGCACCUGCUUGGCUUUCACAUCAUGUUGCGUCGCCUCGGGCUGACAACCUUUGAGUACAUCACGCGGCAGCGGCAACAAGUGAUGCGGGACCCCCACUGGGAUGGUUCCUCGGACGGUGCUGGUAAAGGGCUUCAGGUGCAUGAAAUGGGUGGUGCUUAA
Messenger RNA from Trypanosoma rangeli, 2040 nucleotides. RefSeq names its product putative zinc finger domain protein. The record is from RefSeq and is a predicted model, not a curated record. NCBI's taxonomy places the organism in Eukaryota, Euglenozoa, Kinetoplastea, Trypanosomatida, Trypanosomatidae. Gene Ontology annotation, biological process: protein targeting to membrane; peptidyl-L-cysteine S-palmitoylation. The coding region runs from base 1 to 2040 and encodes 679 amino acids. Gene Ontology annotation, molecular function: protein-cysteine S-palmitoyltransferase activity. The transcript has a single exon. Gene Ontology annotation, cellular component: Golgi apparatus; endoplasmic reticulum.